Molecule: messenger RNA, 1695 nt
Organism: Periophthalmus magnuspinnatus
Lineage: Eukaryota; Metazoa; Chordata; Actinopteri; Gobiiformes; Gobiidae
Gene: snip1
Product: Smad nuclear interacting protein
Exons: 4
Coding region: 142-1290 (382 amino acids)
Biological process (GO): miRNA processing
Cellular component (GO): nucleus
Molecular function (GO): mRNA binding; protein binding
Source: RefSeq, a predicted model, not a curated record
GCUGACAUUAUUUGCGUACCACGGGAAACACGUGAUCUGAGCAACAGUGGAAGUUUGUUACGUUUUGUUUUGUUAUUCUGACACGACUUUCUUUUUUUUGUUGCUAUGAUUCUUUAAUUUAUAUCGACCGAAUAUUUUACCAUGAGCAAAGAGAGGCGACACAAGAGGAGGGAGUCUCCUGAGCGGGAGACUAAAGUCAAAAUAAAGCAGGAAAGAUUGAGUCCUGUUAGGCCACAGAGAACACGCCGUUCCCGCUCCAGAUCCAGCGGUAGCUCCAGUCCACCGAGGAGAAGAACCAGCAGAUCGCCUAUGAGGACGAAGGAGCGACGCCAAGCUUCGCCCGCCGCUCGCAGCAGGUCUCCCAGACACAGAAGAAGCCGCAGUCCACACCGCGGCGCCGAGCUCACGAUCAAACGCGAGCGAGAUGUGCAACGGAGUGGUGAUGAGAGGAGGAGAAAAAAUGACCCCGCAGAAGAGAGGAGGAGCAAAUGGGAAACAGACAGGUCUCGUGACAGAGGAAGAGAGGGAGACCGGUCACGAGACAGAAUGAAGUCACAUGACCAAAAUCGUGGCCGAGAGAGGAGGGGGGACAGAGAUGCAUUUGCGUCCCAGCAGGCCGAGCGGCAGCAGCAUGACGAGCGGCGGAGGGAACACCGUCAAAGACGUGAGGAAAACCAAGAACAUGAGUUUGGGGAAACUGGUGAAACUGAGGAAAACAGUGAGGGCUCAGCUCCUGUUGACAAAGAGAAGCCAAACUUUGAGCUGUCUGGAGCUCUUACAGAAGACACAAACACAUUCAGAGGAGUGGUCAUCAAAUACAACGAACCACCAGAAGCCCGUAUUCCUAAGAGGAGAUGGCGGCUCUACCCCUUUAAGAAUGAUGAGCCCCUCCCGGUCAUGUACAUUCACAGGCAGAGUGCCUAUCUGAUGGGACGAAUGAGAAGAAUUGCUGAUAUUCCCAUUGACCACCCAUCGUGCUCAAAGCAGCAUGCAGUUUUUCAAUACAGACUGGUAGAGUACACUCGUGCCGAUGGCACCUCUGGCCGGAGGGUGAGACCAUACAUCAUCGACUUGGGCUCUGGCAACGGCACAUACCUGAACAACCAGCGCAUUGAGCCCCAGCGCUUCUAUGAACUCAAGGAGAAGGACGUGCUGAAGUUUGGCUUCAGCAGUAGAGAGUACGUCCUACUGCACGAGUUCUCUGACACCAGCGAAGUGGAUUCCCAGCAGCGUGAGGAGGAGGAUGAAGACGAGGGGGUUGAUGAGGCAGGCCAAGAGCCAAAUGAGUGAUUCGUUGUACUUUCUCUCUGAAAGUGGAAUUACAUAAUGGCUGGUUAGUAUGCUCCCUAAUGGCCUAAACCUGCCACAGCUGUCUCAAAGAAGACUUCUACUUCUCAGGUUGUAUAGUAGACUACAUUUGGUGCCACAUAAAUCAAAAUGUAUAUUUUUGGACCUUGGCACCACUGUCUAACGGACCGGAAAUAACUACAAUUGCUGUUCAUUCUCAUUUGUACAUAAUGUAUGGAAUGUAACCCUUAUUGUCACACUUUACGUGAUCAAUGUUGUUUUUUUUGCAAGGUAGCUGUGGUCUGUCCCUUCACAGUGGAGUACUUAAGGCUUGCUCUUUUAUUUUGGUCCACUUGGGCAUUGUAAAUUAGAAUUUUGUUACUAUAAAUAAACCAGUGGAACAUUUUU